Messenger RNA from Symbiodinium pilosum, 2049 nucleotides. Lineage: Eukaryota; Dinophyceae; Suessiales; Symbiodiniaceae. The record is from the annotation of a GenBank genome assembly.
AUGACGAGCAACUCGCAUCUCUCGAAGCUUGUACCCUGCGUCCGGGACCACCUUGGUGCCAUUGGCGCGUCGAUAGUGGUUGAGGGCCUCAAGAACAAGCACUUCAACGGUAGGAAGCAAGUCGCUACCUUGGCAGAGGAUAUGACAACUGCGCUCACUCUCUGCAAGGAGGUGGGCGAAGCUCCAAAGCCAGAGAACUUCCCUGGCAUCUGCGAAGCGGUAGUGCGCGCGGCCAUGGGGGAAGCCUUUGAUGCCCAUGCUGAUGGAGAAGACGACGACGAUGAGAUGCUGCUCCGGGUGGAGAACCUGCUGCUCAUGUAUGGCGCCGGCCAUCUGCUGCUCAAGGACACGACGCUGGAGAUGCGAAAGAACUGCCGCUACGGUGUCGUAGGCCAUAACGGAGCUGGCAAGACGACCCUGAUGAAGGAGAUCGCCGCGCAUCGCAUUGUGGGCAUGCCGCCGGACUUGAAGUGCGUGCAUGUGGACGACUCGAAGCUCGGGGAGAUGAGCAAGAGCUAUCUCACAGCUCUCGAGUACUGCAUCAAGAUGGCCAAGGAUAUUGGCGUGAACAACGCCGGCCGAGACACGUUGCUGAAGGUUGGCUUCGACGAGGGCCGCCUGAAUGACCCCGUUUCGGAGCUGUCGACAGGAUGGAGGAUGCGCUUAACCCUGGCCGUGUCCAUGCUGAAGCAUGCGGACCUUGUACUCUUGGAUGAGCCUACGAACCACCUUGACGAGGAGUCCGUCCACUGGCUAAGCGACUACAUCCUGUCAAUUACAUCGUCCUCUGUCAUGGUCAUUUCGCACGAGCCCAAGUUCUUGAACAAGAUCUGCACCCAUGUGGUUGCCUACGUGGACAAGAAGCUGGAGUACACAGAAGGCAACUUCGACACCUUCGCGAUGAAGAAGGGUCUGAGCCGGGAGCAAAUCGAUGCGAUGUUGUCUGGCAACCUCAGCUUCGACACUAAGAAGGAAGGCGAAGAUGAAGAGGAAGGAGGUGAUGUUGCCAAGGUCUCAGCCCCAGUGGCCGGGCCGCCAAAGCUCACCUUCCCGAUUCCUGGGUCCAUGGAGGGUGUCAAGACUGGCUCCAAGAGUGUGCUCGAGAUCAAGCACGUGUCCUUCCGCUUUUCGAAGGACAAGGACUAUCUCUUGAAGGAUUGCUCCGGCAAGCUCAGUCUGAGCUCGCGGGUUGCCAUCUGUGGCAGGAAUGGGUGUGGCAAGUCGACCCUCAUGACACUGCUGUGUAGUGAGCUGCAUCCCUCAGAGAACAAGGAUGGCUCUCACGGUGAGGUGUGGCGCCACCACAAUCUUCGGCUGGCGUACAUGAAGCAGGAUCACCUCAAGGCCUUGGGCCCCUUCUUCGACACCUCACCGUUUGUGUACAUUACCGAGCGCUUCAAGGAUGGCUAUGAUGGCGAUCUCCAGAAGAGGCUGAUCGAGCCAGAAGACGAAGAGGACGCCCUGCGGCGAAAGGAGCUCGCAAAGCAGCACGGCAAGUACGGGAACGAAGUAGCCGAGCUCGUGAGCCGAACGAAGGUGGGAAACCAUUUGGCCUAUGAGGUACGAUGGGAAGGCCUCGAUGAUCCAAAGCAGAACACCGUGGAGCCCAUAUCCAAGCUGAAGGCCAUGGGUUUGGACAAGGUCAUCAUCGCCUGCGAUGAGCGGAUCGCGGCCAAGGCGGCCGGCCUUGAUCAGCGGCCGCUCACCCGGCGAGAGAUUGUCAGGCACUGCGAGGCAUUCGGCAUUGACGAGGAGAUGUGCUGCAAUCGUCAGAUUCGUGGCUUCUCAGCGGGUCAGAAGGUGCGCUUGUCCCUAGCAGCCAUGUUUUGGACCAAGCCGCACUUUAUUGCCGUGGAUGAGCCCACGAACUACCUGGAUGUUGAAACAGUGGAUGCGUUGGGCAAGGCACUGACAACUUUCCGUGGUGGCAUCAUCAUGAUCGAGCCCAAGACAGACUUUGUGGAGCGCAUCUGCAACGAGAAGUGGCUCUUGGAGGAUGGAGUCAUGAAAGUCGAGAAGCUCAACAACGGUGUGAAACGACAGGCCUAG